Messenger RNA from Equus quagga, 2937 nucleotides. RefSeq names its product inter-alpha-trypsin inhibitor heavy chain 4 (gene ITIH4). Gene Ontology annotation, biological process: hyaluronan metabolic process. Gene Ontology annotation, molecular function: serine-type endopeptidase inhibitor activity. The transcript is spliced from 23 exons. The record is from RefSeq and is a predicted model, not a curated record. NCBI's taxonomy places the organism in Eukaryota, Metazoa, Chordata, Mammalia, Perissodactyla, Equidae. The coding region runs from base 61 to 2781 and encodes 906 amino acids.
CUAAUUCAUUCCCCACUUCCUCGCAACUUCAGAAGCAGCCUGCCAGGCCCUGGAGCCAAAAUGAAGACCCCUGUCUGCAGCUACGGCAUCAUGCUGGUCCUGCUCUCUCUGCUGGCUGUCCUACAGGCCACCACUGCCCUAAAGAAUGGCAUCGACAUCUACAGCCUCACUGUGGACUCCAAGGUCUCAUCCCGAUUUGCCCACACGGUCGUCACCAGCCGGGUGGUCAACAAGGCUGAGACUGUGCAGGAGGCCACCUUCCAGAUGGAGCUGCCUAAGAAAGCCUUCAUCACCAACUUCUCCAUGAUCAUCGACGGUGUGACCUACCCAGGGAACAUCAAGGAGAAGGUUGCAGCCCAGAAAGAGUACAGUGCAGCUGUGGCCAGGGGAGAGAGCGCCGGCCUCGUCAAGGCCACUGGGAGAAACAUGGAGCGGUUCCAGGUAUCAGUCAAUGUGGCUCCCGAGGCCAAGGUCACCUUUGAGCUGGUGUACGAGGAGCUGCUCAAGCGGCGUCUGGGAGUGUACGAACUGCUGCUGAAAGUCCAGCCCAAACAGCUGGUCAAGCACCUGCAGAUGGACAUUCACAUUUUCGAGCCUCAGGGCAUCAGCUUCCUGGAGACAGAGAGCACCUUCAUGACCAACGAACUGGCAGAUGCCCUCACCGUCUCGCAGAACAUGACCAAGGCUCACAUCCGAUUCAAGCCAACGCUCUCCCAGCAGCGGAAGUCUCCAGAGCAGCAGGACACAGUCCUGAAUGGCAACUUCAUAGUCCGCUAUGAUGUGAACAGGACCGUCUCUGGGGGUUCCAUUCAGAUCGAGAAUGGCUACUUUGUGCACUACUUUGCCCCUGAGGGCCUGCCUACAAUACCCAAGAAUGUGAUCUUUGUCAUUGACCAGAGCGGCUCCAUGGCGGGCAGGAAAAUCCAGCAGACUCGAGAAGCCCUAAUUAAGAUUGUGGACGACCUCGGCCCCAAAGACCAGUUCAACCUUGUCUGCUUCAAUGAGGAAGCAACCCAGUGGAAGCCAUCGCUGGUGCCAGCCUCAGCUGAGAACAUGAAAGAGGCCAGGAACUUUGCUGCUGGCAUCAUGGCCCGGGGGGGGACCAACAUCAACGAUGCGGUGCUGUUGGCCGUGCAGCUGCUGGAGAGAGCCAACAAGCAGGAGCUGCUGCCCGCGGGGAGCGUCUCACUCAUCAUCCUGCUCACCGACGGCGACCCCACCGUGGGGGAGACCAACCGUGCGAACAUCCAGAAGAACGUGCAGGAAGCCAUAAGCGGCCAGUGCAGCCUCUUCUGCCUGGGCUUCGGCUUCCACGUCAGCUACGCUUUCCUGGAGAAGCUGGCACUGGACAACGGCGGUCUGGCUCGGCGCAUCUAUGAGGACUCGGACUCCGCACUGCAGCUCCAGGACUUCUACCAAGAAGUGGCCAACCCACUGCUGAUGAAGGUGGCCUUCGAGUAUCCGAGCAAUGCUGUGGAGGAGGUCACACAGGACAACUUCCGGCUGCUCUUCAAGGGCUCUGAGAUGGUGGUGGCUGGGAAGCUCCGGGACAAGGGCCCUGAUGUGCUCUCAGCCAAAGUCCGCGGGCAGCUGCACCUGCAGAACAUCACCUUCCAAACGGAGGCCAGCGUGGCCGAGAAGGAAGAGGAGUUCCGCAGCCCCAAGUAUAUCUUCCAUAGCUUCAUGGAGAGACUCUGGGCAUACCUGACCAUCCAGCAACUGCUGGAGCGAGCAGUUUCUGCAUCAGAUUCUGAAAAACAGGCCCUAGAGACCCGAGCUCUGAGCUUGUCACUCAACUACAGCUUUGUCACCCCACUCACAUCCAUGGUGGUCACCAAGCCUGAAGGUCAAGAGGAGUCUCGAGUUGCUGAGAAGCCCGUGGAAAACGAAAACAGACACAGGAACAUCCACGUAGGUCAGUCAUUCUUCAGAUCUCAUUCCACGGGAGACGGAAGGUCCAGAAUAACAGCUGGGACUUCUGAGAGGCUAUCCAGCUUCCAAAGGAGAUUCGGACCGCCCGGCCCUCUUCACCCUCCUCGUGGUCCUUUUCUACCCGACCAUAUGCUGCUACCAGACAUCAGCUUAGCCCCACCGGUUCCUGAGGGAGUGUUUCAUGACAUGGAUUUAAGAACCAAAGAAACAAUCAUCAUGGCAGCCCCACCCCCAGCCCCCAUCCAGGCUCCUCCUGUCAUCCUGCCGCUGCCUGGGCAAAGCGUGGACUGGCUCUGUGUGGACAUCAAGCGCUCUCAGGGGCUGAUGAAGCUGCUCUCAGACCCUGACCAAGGAGUUGAGGUGACUGGGCAGUACGAGACAGAGAAGGCCCAGUUCGCAUGGAUCGAGGUGACCUUCAAGAACCCCCAGCUGCAGGUCCGCGCAUCCCCUGAGCACGUGGUGGUGACUCGGAACCGAAGAAGCACUGCGCACAAGUGGAAGGAAACACUGUUCUCAGUGAUACCUGGCCUCAAGAUGACCAUGGAUAGCGCAGGGCUCCUGCUGCUCACCAGCCCAGACAAAGUGACCAUCGGCCUGCUGUCCUGGGAUGGCCCUGGGAAGGGGCUCCGGCUCCUUCUGCAGGACACUGACCGCUUCUCCAGCCACGUUGGUGGGGCCCUUGGCCAGUUUUACCAGGACGUGCUUUGGGGUCCGCCUGCAGCAGCAGAUGACAACAAGCGCACACUGAGGGUUCAGGGCCAUGACCACCCUGCCACCAGAGAGCUCAAGCUGGAUUACCAAGAGGGGCUCCCGGGAAGAGAGAUUUCCUGCUGGUCUGUGGAGCUGUAGUUCUGAUGGGAGGAGUUAUGCCCAUCCCCGAUGCCACCCCACCGUGUGCAGACGGCUGCCACCGUGUGACCACAGGGCUACCUGUGGGUCCUGGACUGUGAUGGGGAGGGGUACUUCCACUCAUUACAAAUAAAGAAAGAUGUGUGAGCCCAGGGA